Condylostylus longicornis is the source of this 6145-nucleotide messenger RNA. RefSeq names its product probable serine/threonine-protein kinase DDB_G0282963. Gene Ontology annotation, biological process: adenylate cyclase-activating adrenergic receptor signaling pathway. Gene Ontology annotation, cellular component: membrane. Lineage: Eukaryota; Metazoa; Arthropoda; Insecta; Diptera; Dolichopodidae. Gene Ontology annotation, molecular function: octopamine receptor activity. The transcript has 10 exons. The coding region runs from base 5 to 5668 and encodes 1887 amino acids. The record is from RefSeq and is a predicted model, not a curated record.
UAUUAUGUCAUCGAAUUUUGUAACUGAAAUCCUUCAAACAAGUAUAACACCAACAUCACCAAUACGAAUAACAAAAGCAACAGCAAAAACAUCAUCAAUGAUUGGAAAUUUUAAUAAUAGUUUAUUAAAUACGACAACAGCAGCAGUAGCUACAACAACAAAAACCGCAACAACAACAGUAAGAGCAAUAACAACAACUACAAAAGCAACAUUAAAAUCAUUUACAACAAAAUUAGCUGCAGCAGCAACAUUUACAACAACAAGAACAAUUGCUUCAGCAACAACAAAUACAACAUCAUCAAUAGGAUCAUCAACAGUUACAGCAACAACAUCAUCUUUAUCAUCACCGUUAUCAUUGUCUUCGUCGUCUAUUUCAUCACCAUUAUCAUCAUCUUUGUCAACAUUAACAAUAUCUUCCACAACGUCAUCACCAUCUUCAAUAUCAUCAGUGACAACAUCAUCAAUUAGUGAUAAUAAUUUUUUUAUUAACAAUAAUUAUAAUUUAUAUAAUAAUAUUAGUGUAAAUAAUACAAACGAUAUGAUUAACGGUUCAAGACAAUUAUUUGCAACUGCUACAGCAACACAAACAACAACAGCAACAGCAUUAAGUGCAGCAAAUACAAUAACAGAAAUAACUUCAUUAGAUGAACAUACACCAGCGCCAAAUUGGAGUGAUGUAACUGUAUUAACUAUUAAAGGUGUUAUUUUUUGUACAAUUAUUAUUGCAGCUGUAUUAGGGAAUGCACUCGUUAUAAUAUCUGUACAACGUAAUCGUAAGCUAAGGGUUAUCACAAAUUAUUUUGUUGUAUCAUUAGCUAUGGCUGACAUGUUAGUAGCAUUAUGCGCUAUGACAUUUAAUGCAUCCGUUGAAUUAUCUGGUGGUAAAUGGCUUUUUGGUCGAUUCAUGUGCAAUGUUUACAACAGUUUGGAUGUUUAUUUUUCAACAGCUAGCAUAUUGCAUUUAUGUUGCAUUUCAGUUGACAGAUAUUAUGCAAUAGUUCGACCAUUGGAAUAUCCUUUAAAUAUGACACAUCGUACAGUAUUUUUUAUGUUAGCGAAUGUAUGGAUAUUACCGGCUUUAAUAUCAUUUACACCAAUAUUCCUGGGCUGGUAUACAACUGAAGAGAAUUUAGAAGAGAUGGCAAAAAAUCCAGAUACAUGUGUUUUUAUAGCAAAUACAGCUUAUGCUCUAAUUUCUAGUUCAAUUAGUUUUUGGAUACCAGGAAUUGUAAUGGUUACAAUGUAUUUAAGAAUUUACAAAGAAGCUGUUCGUCAACGUAAAGCAUUGAGUCGUACCAGCUCAAAUAUCCUAUUAAAUAGUGUUCAUCUUGGCCAAACGCAAAAUUCAUUGAAUCCUCAUAUGAGUUAUAUGCAACAACAUCCUAGUGAUAUGGAUUUAAAUUCAACUUUAACAAAACUGAAUCAAGGGGAAGAAACUCAUAGCGCUAUCAGUAAUCUUGAGGAACUACCACCAGCUGGUAAAGAUGACCUUAUGGAUUGUGAAUUACGUGUACCAUCACCGCCACAACGUCGCCUCAGUCGUAGCAGUAUUGAUUUACGUGAUCUAGAACAAGAGCAAUUACGUAAUCAUGAAAAAGUUACACAUACAGAUAGUGCUCCAUCAAUGAUAGCGUUACAAUUUGAUAAAUACUUAAAGGUACAAACAAAUGCCAGUAAUAAUUUUGGGAAUGGUAAUGAUAGUAGUGAUGAUUCUGGUGGCAAUAUUGACGCAGAUAUAGAUGAUGAUAGUGUAGGUGACAGAAGGAGUAGUGGUGGAAGUUGUGAAGAAACAAAAAAAUUAAAAAGAGGUAAUGAAGAAUCCUUGAUGCUAGCUGAUAUUGAGGAUAAUGAAAAUAUAAAAUUACAAAAGCCAUCAUUGCCAAAUUUAAUUCAACAAAAUAUUACAUCAUCAUCCACAACAGCAAUAAAAUCUCGAACAACAUUAUCAAUUGCAAAUGUAGCAACUAGAUCUCAUUCAAUUGAAAUAAGUUCAGGUCCGAAAGCAAAAACUUCAAUAUCCUUGACUGGUGGUUUUAUAAGGGAAGAAGAUUUAGAUAAAAACUAUGAUAUUCUUGGUGUUUAUUCAAAAGAAAAUUUAGCAGCAGUUUCAUCGUCGUCAGCGGCAACAAUUAUAGGCGGUAUUAGUGGUAGUAGUAAUGGUACUAACAGCAAUACUACUUCCAGCAAUGUUACUGGUCAUCAUCAUUAUCGUAUUUUUGAUAAACCUUCAUUAUCCCAACGCAUUUAUCGUGGUAAAUUAUUAGCAAAUAAUACAGUUGUUCUGCCGAUUGAAGAAGAUAAUAAGGAACUUAAAAGAUUUAUUGAACAAAAUUAUUUUUAUUUUAAAAAGAAGCAAAUCGAUGAAAAAGAACCACAAAUAACAAAAAGCACUAAGAAUGACGACCUUUUAGGUUAUUCUCCAAUUUAUAUUGGGGAAAAUAAAAUAAAAUUUACAGCUGCUCUCUCAGAAUCUGACUUUAUAGCAAUGAAAAAUAGUCCAAAUAUACUUUUACGUACUAGUGGCAGUACGGAUGGUGCGCAUAUGACGAUUUCUGGUAGCUGCAGUGGUAAUGGCUUAGGUGAUCAAAACACUAGCAGUAAUAAUUUCGGGUUUAAAAAAUCCAUUGGCAGCGAUGUCAUUAGUACUAGUACGAAUGUCAACGGGAAUAAACCUACUAUUAAAAAAUUUUUUACUCUUAGUGAUUCGGAAUUUUUAAUAUCAUUGAGUGGAAAAUGUGGUGGCGGUGGCAACGGAAUUGGUGGUUCAAACAACGUUUCAAGACGUUUCGGUUUAAAUAAAGGUGAGAGAAAUGUUUUAACGAAAUUGCUAUCAAAAACCAAGAAAAAUGGUGACUAUACAAGCUUAGAUAAAAAAAUAACUUCAUCAGCAGACAUUUUAAAUGAUAUUGGCUUGAAUGGUAAUGAAAAUACUAUUAUUAUCAAUGAAAAUACUGGUGAAUAUCUAACUAGUGGCGGUGUUAGUGCAACUGAUUCAACAACUCUAGAUGCUAUCAAAGAUGAAUGCAAUUUAAUAAAAUCAAAUAUCUUCCGGCGUUCAAAGGUACGCAAACAAUUAUCACGUUCCUAUAAUGGUAAUGGCAAGACAGGACGUUAUCAUCAUUAUCGUAAUAGUGAUAUCACAGCAUCAGUUGGUAAUGCCGGUACUGCUUUUAAUACUGAUGAUGGUACAGUUAUAUAUUUACCACGUAUGUUAAGUGAAGGUCAUGAGACUGAAAUUAAUAGAAAAGAUUUUCUAUUAAUUAGUUGUAAUAGUCCACAAAAACAACAGUCACAACAGCAACAAUCUCCUACACCAGAUAUAUUAUUAGAUUUACAUAACGUUAUUAAUGUCGAUGAUGAUGGUAAUGAAACUAUUGAAGAAGCUGAAGAAUUUAUACAACAACAAGUACCCCAAAUAUUUGAUGAAGAAUAUAAAAAUGAACAAAAAUUGCUGCGACAAAAAACAAUUGAACCAUUCGAAUUAAUUAAUUUACAUUUUGAAUUUGAUAAUGGACAAGAACAUGAACAACCUUUCCAACAUUUACAACAAAAGGAUAAUAAAGCAAACGCAAUCGCAAUUUUAACAGCUAAAUUAUCGUCGUCAACUCCAUCAUCGCCAUUAACAAAGCAUCCACAUCAAUAUCAUAAAACAAAAACUUCGCUAUCAGCGCCAACUAGCGGUGAUAAAGCAACCAGCACUGAAGAUAACUUUUUUGUUACAGAUUUUUUAAUAUGUGAUAAUCAACCAGUAGAAAUUAAUAAGAAAUUUAAAACCGAUAAUAAUAUGUCUACAACAAAUUUAAAUGACAGUAGUAGUAAUAAAUUAAAUAAUCAAAUAUCAUCAUUACAACCAUUAUACAUGACAGAUUCAAAUUCAACCAUUCAAAAAUCUAUGCUAAAUAAUGAAUUUAUAGAAGAUUUAAUUACAAAUAAUAAUAGUAGUAAUAAUUUAAUAAAUAAUGGCAAUAAUAAAAUUAUAAAUAGUUUAAGUAAUCAACAACAACAGCAGCAACAGCAACAAAAUCAGUUAGAACAGCAAGGUGAUAUUAAUUUUGAUCUAGAUUCAUUGAAAUUACAGCAACAACAGCAACAAAAAAAGCAAUCAUCAAAUCAAAUUUUAGAUAGUGAUUUAAAUAGUUUAAUAUUAAAUAAAUGUCUUAGUAAUAAUUUAAGUAAUGGUAGUGAUAUAAAUAAUAUGCAUCAAGAUGCAACUGUAUUUCGUAAUCGAUUUAGUGCAAUAAGCGAUCAAACGUUCGUUACUAGUAGUAAAUUUAUAAUAUCACCACCGACAACUCCAAGUUCGGCAGUGGCAACGCCUAAUAGUGGCCGAAAUAGUCGAACGAAUAGCCAAUAUUUAAGUCCAACUGGUGCAGCGACGGGUCAAUCUUUACAACAGCAGCAACAAAAACAACCAACUGGUGUAUUUUAUUUAACACCAAUUAGUCAACAGCAACAACCACAAAAAUCAUUAAAUGAAUCAUCAACGAUUUCUUUGGAUGUUGUUUCAGCUCCAUCACCUUCACCCAAUUUAAUAACAAAUAUGUCUCCAAAACCGGAAAUUAUUUUAGAUUCAACUUUAUCACCAACAUCACAAACAAGUGGUCAUAGUGGUAGUGGCAGUAAUGGUGAUCGUGGUGAGCUAAAUGUUACAUCACCUCUAAAAAAAUCAAAUGGUGAUGGUAGCGAUAGUAAAAGUGGUGAACCACAUUUACAUAGUAUUUUGUUGACAUAUGAUGAAAAUGGACAGGCUGUGAGAAAACGUCAAGCAUCUGUCGUUACAUAUGACGUUAAUGUGAUAAAUUUUACACAAGACUCUGUGAGUCAAGAUGGUAAAAGCUAUAUACCAAUGGCCAGGCAAUCAAUGUCUUCUCAAAGUCCAAGACCGGGAAGACCAUCAUUAAAGCGACGUGGUGGCAUUUGUAUUGUUAUUGAAGGCGAGGAUAUUGCAAAUGAGACUGACAAAAAAAAUGUAUCAGCAACGACAAAUACAGCAAAAAGUUUUGGUCCAAAAAAAGCAAUACAUAGUCUAAAAAGUUUACGUAGACGUAAAUGCACCUGUCAAUGUCGAUUACAAUCACAACAAUCACCUCCACUAUCAUCAAUAACAUCAUCAUCGCUACAAAAUUAUAAAAAUGGUAAUGAUAUUGCACGUAAUAAUGUUGAUGGUGAUUUUACAACAAGUAAAUAUGAAAAACUUUGGAGAAAUUUUUGUCGUAAAAAUCGUUGGCUACCAUCAUCACGCGAAGGUGGUGGAGGUGAUGGUAGUGGUAGCAGAGGCGGAGGCGGUGCCAUUGAUAACAAUCAAAUUCAACGUUCAGCAACUUAUCAAUGUCGAUGCGGUGCUAGUAGUGGUUCUGUUCGACCAACAAAAGGAUGGAGAGCUGAGCAUAAAGCAGCAAGAACUUUAGGUAUUAUCAUGGGAGUUUUCCUUUUAUGUUGGCUGCCAUUCUUCUUAUGGUAUGUCAUUACAUCAUUGUGUGGUGCUUCAUGUCCAUGUCCAGAUACUGUUGUAGUUGUAUUAUUUUGGAUUGGUUAUUUCAAUUCAACAUUAAAUCCACUUAUAUAUGCAUAUUUUAAUCGAGAUUUUCGAGAAGCAUUCAAAAAUACAUUGGAAUGUGUUAUACCAUGCUGGCAUAAAAAGAAUCCAUAUAGUGCUUAUUAUGUAUAGCAUAUGAAGGAAAAUAGAAGAAAUUUGAAUUUUAAUUAUAAUAAUAAUCAGCAAUCACAUCAACAACAACAACAACAACAACAAUAUCAUUAUCAGCAAAAAUUACAACAACAACAAUACAAUAAUCAACAACAAUCAAUAUCAAAUUUAACCGAUUAUCAACAACAAUUUAAUAAUAGUAACAUUAAUGUUAAUAGCAAUAUUAAUUUACCCGCAUAUUCCAAAUGUUAUUUUACAUCGAAAGCUUAUCUUAGGACAUUCAUUAGAAAAUUUUCUCAAAAAUAAAAUAAAAAUUAAAUAAAUUAUUUAAAGAAAACCCCUAAACAUAUAUAUAUAUAUAUAUAUAUCUAGCUAUAUAUAAAAAAAAUGAAAAUAAGAAAUAAAAAUAUUGUAAUUGUAAAAGUUAAAAAAAAAAAAAAAGAGAAAAUUUAUAAGAGAAGUAAUUAAUUUUAGUCUAUAAGUUUAUGGCUGUAUAGA